Molecule: messenger RNA, 401 nt
Organism: Microstroma glucosiphilum
Lineage: Eukaryota; Fungi; Basidiomycota; Exobasidiomycetes; Microstromatales; Microstromataceae
Exons: 1
Coding region: 150-359 (69 amino acids)
Source: RefSeq, a predicted model, not a curated record
UUCUUCCGCCAGCACUCAAAGUCGCAGCACGCCCACUAAUCUGUUCUCACUAGGAUGAAUGAAUGAAUGCGUUCUGUCGAGAGCCUACAAGUACACAGUGAAUAAAUCUGAACAGCGGCUGCUUUCCGCCUUGAAGCUGGGUGAGCUGGAUGCCAUGCUACCCUGCUUCACCCCCGAUCCCUUUCGCCCAGCCCUUUAGCCUGUACUCUACUCCUCCUCGCUCUCCUCUUCGCUGCUCUCGUCGCUUCCCGCCUCUCCCACACCCAGCCCGCGUCUUCCUCUGCCGACGGUGCUCAUGGCCACUUCGGCAGCAGCGGCUGCAGCGCCAGCAGCACCGUUGCCCGCCUUGCUCGCCUUGAGUCGUUGACCUGAGAAAAUAGCGCCAUAAGGAUUCUCAAGAG